This is a messenger RNA of Hemibagrus wyckioides, 3412 nucleotides long. Its product is annotated as hyccin 2. NCBI's taxonomy places the organism in Eukaryota, Metazoa, Chordata, Actinopteri, Siluriformes, Bagridae. Gene Ontology annotation, cellular component: plasma membrane. The record is from RefSeq and is a predicted model, not a curated record. Gene Ontology annotation, biological process: phosphatidylinositol phosphate biosynthetic process; protein localization to plasma membrane. Bases 402 to 2111 code for a protein of 569 amino acids. The transcript has 13 exons.
GUCGACCAUUACUGGUCAGCUGUGAAGCUGCAAAGGAGAGGGGGGGGUUCGGAUAGAUGGUCAACAAGAGAUGAUCGUCAUGUCCUGACACUGAUGCGCUCGCAGCAGUAAAGGUUCUGGCAGUGUCGCGUGCUCAGUAAUGUUAUGCGUGGCUGCGUGUGCCGAGCCGGUGCGGGGAAUUUGCGUGAGGACGCUCCGGAGCGGCUGCGCACUGCAGACUGGGCCGGUGCACGGCGAGCUCCGAAAACCAACCUCAUAAGCCUGCCCUCUUCCUAUGCGCUUCCCCUGCAGCAUCCCACCGAUUGUUUGAUCGGCACUCGCUAGAUCAACAGACGUCAUGAUGAAGAAUCAGAGCUUGCUCUUUCUUCCUUUACGCUACUGAAACGUGAGUGAGCGAGGCCAUGCUAUGUCCAGAGCGUGGGGUGGUGGAGGAAUGGCUCUCAGAAUUCAAGACAUUACCUGAUGAUCUGAUCCCUGGUUAUACUUGCUGCCUGCGUCUGAAGAAGGGUCUUGUGCCUGCACUAUAUGCUGUCAUACAGGAGCAGCCUAGCAGUGAGCUUUUGGCUCCAGUGUGUCACCAGCUGUUUGAACUGUACCGGAGCACGGAGGUGGGACUACGCCGCUUCACGUUGCAGUUCCUACCGGAGCUGAUCUGGGUGUAUCUGCACCACACCGCCAGCAGGGAGCGUCACCGCAACGGCUGUGUAGAGGCUCUGUUGCUGGGAAUUUAUAACCUGGAGAUUGUAGACAGUAAGGGAAACAGCAAGCUUUUGUCCUUUACCAUACCUUCUCUUUCUAAACCUUCCAUAUACCAUGAGCCCUCCAGUCUGGGCUCCAUGGCUCUGACAGAGGGAGCACUCAGCCAGCAUGACCUGAUCAGAGUGGUAUACAGUGGCCUGCUGCCCCAGAGAGAGACGUUUACUUCUCAAAACAGGUUUGAGGUGCUGUCUUUCCUCAUGCUCUGCUACAACUCCGCUGUGGUCUACAUGCCGGCAUCGUCCCAUCAAUCAGUCUGCAGAAUGAGCUCGCGAUUGUGUGUAUGUGGCUACCCACGUCAGCAGCAGAAGUUGUGGAGAGAAUCGUGCAGUCGUGUGCGUCUGGAUCCGGAGUUCAUGGUGCAGAUGUUGACUGCGGUUUAUCAUGCCGUCUACAAUGGCCAAUGGGAACUCGGAGGAGAAGCUUUGGAAGACAUCUUGUAUAGAGCACAACUAGAGCUAUAUGCCAAGCCUUUACUAAUAGCAAAUGCUAUGAGAUGUUCCCUGCCACCUCGACCACCAGAGGGCACACGGAAUCUGCUGGAGGUUGAAGCCACGCCCACAAACAAGCGUGUCUCACAGACGGCCAUUACUGCUGCCUCCAUCCGCAGACUCCGCUGGAAACGAGAAGGCUGUUUUGAUUUCUCAACCUCGGCCGACUUCUAUUCCUCCAUUGCACCAAGUCAGUUCUCUCCCCUGAAAACUCCACCCAGCCCGGUGCCCUGUGGGUGGAUCAAGAGCACCAUCCGCCGAACUUUAAGAGGGGAAGCUGAUGGUGGGAGCUGCGGUGAGGAUUCAUUCGACCCAGAUGAGGGCUUUUCCUCCGGGGCCUCCAGCAGUAGCCAGCCCAGCAGUAUGAAGAGGGGCCGGGUCGCAGGAGUGCGUCUUUCCCGGGACCCAGCAGUGUGGCAGAGAGAGAGCACAUCAGCUGAAACCAGAGCUGCUUUAUGUACGCGCCAUCGACACCACCAAUCGCCUCCUCCAGCCAUCACACUCCGCACUGCAGAGAGCAGCAGAAGCCCCAGCCCCAGCAUGGCUAGGAGAUUCCUAGACCCCCAUUACCUUCCCCCAUUCGCUGGUCCACCAGCCAGAACUGCUAGCACAUCUUCCAGUAAAUCCCUGGACUGCACCGGUUUCAAUGGCUCAUCUGGGCCAACAGAUAGCCUGUCGUUUGGGAGCCUGAGUGCAGAUAGAGCUCACUGUUUGUCAGCUAUCAGCCUACAGGAAAUGCAAAUAAGGCGGGCAUCAAGAAGCCAGGAUCUGCUUUCACCUGGAAGUCCAUUUUCUUCUUCAAGCCCCCUGUCCAAACAGUCUCGAUCAUCCAGUUUUAAUAUGCAGAUAAUAUCACAAGUGUAGACAAAUCUGUGUGUCUCUCAGUCUUUCUUCGAGGAUGUGUGUGUGUGUGUGUGUGUGUGUUGUUGACUGAAAUACUGUGCAUGUGUCUGCGCAUGUCUUUGUAUGUGUUAAAUGGUUUCACAGUGAUCUGUGAGCGUAUGUAUGUAUGAGAGAGAAUGUGUGUGUGAGAGAGAGAGAGAGAGUUUGUGCAUGUUUGUGUACAUAUAGUGAAUAAUUUACAAUUACACCAUUAUGCACUGGCGGUUUUUGCAGAAGAAAUAAGGUUUUGCACUGUAUUUCCCCUUGUGGACAUACAAUCUAGAGGUGCAUAUAAUGUGCCACAUAUGUGAAGAGGAAUACAACUUCCAAAUCUUGCUGUAUCUUAACAAUAGUCUCAAGAACUGACAAUCACAUGGAUUAAAUGAUGAGUGGCCUGACAAUGCAUGAUCCAAAGAAUCAAAUGUGUGAGACUCCAGGAGGUAUUAAAGAAGCUGCUCGAAUUUCAUUGCUGUAAAUGGUUUGGACUGAGCCUGCUUGUGUUGUCUGUGCUACUGAUCCAUUCAACUGAAAUGUGCAGAGCCUCAAGGAAUCCAUGGAACAGCUGCAUUGUGUAAUGAAUGAUAUAGAUUAUAUUCUUUGAAGCAAGUUUAUAUCUCAAAAAAUGUGUACAUUUUAUGUAAAUGAAUAUAUAUUGUAUGAUAGGAAGAGUUAUAUGCUGUGACUAUCUCUAUAUUGCUUGUACAGAGUUAAAGAUUUAUCUGUUCAAUGGUGAAUAAAUACAUUGUGAUGAUGAAUGAUUUAAAAAAAUAAUAAUUUAUGAGAGAUAGAAACAUUAGAAUGGGGAAAAAAUGUGAUGCCGGUGACCAUGGCAUUGUUAUUAGUAUGGUGUUACUAAUAAAAUGGCAGCUGAGCAUAUCUGGUUAAAUAUGAAUAAAUAAGUCAGAUUCUGGGAUUAGUAGCAUGAGAUUUUAUUAUGUAUAAAAUUAUCUGGAAAUAUGAAAUACCUGCCAGUUAUAUAGGCAAUCGGUUCCUAUAUACAGCCUAUAGUCAGUCAUUAUUCUGGUUCAGAUUAGCUUAGAGGAUUUGGUUAAUUAAUACAAUGAGCCUUUUUUUCACUAUUGAGUUAUUGUAUAUGAAAACUUUAUAAUUGCUCAAGGGUACUCAAGAGUAUGUACACGCUGAAAUCGUUCAAAUUAUAAUCCAUAAAGACAUGGAGAACUUUAAAACCUCACCUAGAGUUAGACUCUGAGAAUUUUUCAUGUUUCUAUUCACUGUGGUGUUCUGGUAUAGUGAUUAAAUAAAAUGUUAGGAUGGAAAAAAAA